AUGCGACAUAAAAACAUUCAAUCAGCGUAAAACGCAGCAUUGCUGGCACCGCUUCAGUGUAGCUGUGGCCAUUCGAAGAUCCAGAAAAUGCAUGUGAACAGCUACUUCAUCGAGAGCCUGGUGCUGUGCUUUAGCUGUGGAGGCGACAAUGGAUAUUUCGGGAAUGGUGAUUUAGGAUCGGACGGGACGCUUUGUUCCAUGGACACCCCUUCCAGGAUGGUCAUUGCAAAGCAGGUUCACUGGAGUGAUCAGAUUGGAGAUCAGUGCGACUCUGGAGGGCCGAUCCAGUACGAUUUGCCGGCCAUCCAGCAGAUCAUCCGGCUCCAGCUGCAAACUCCUCCACCUUCUUGCGAUGCACCACCAACUAAACCUGAUCCAUCUUCUGUACACCUCAAACAGCUUUCAAUGUUUCCAGAUGGGUCUCCUCAAUUUCCGCCCCCUCUCGAGCCUCCAAACAGCAAUUGGACUCCUAUUAAUCCCCAGGAAGGCCCGCUUCCAGAUGGAACUACACGGCCCGUAGACGCUCCUCAGCAGUCUUCAGAUCCCCAAAGAGCCGGGCCCCAGUACUGGAACCCCUACCCAGCUACAGCGCCUUCUUGGAGACCGCCGCUUGCUUGGCCUUUAGCUGGACCUCAACCAGGGCAUCCCAAUGGGCAGGCGAUGUGGCCAGUGAUUUCAGCCCCACAAGCUCCACCUGGUCAGCCUCCUUAUCCGCAGAACAUCGUUCCUCGCCCAGCUCCCUACUGGAUUCCGCUUCAAUCCAGGCCAGCCUUUGAUUGGUAUCCUCUCGGUCCUUCCACAGUGCCUUCAGGUCCUCCAAGUUUUCCCGCAGAGAGCACAGACGAUGCAAGCGAGAAUGAUCGCCCUUGGGGCCCAGAGCCCCAGUGGAACCCCAACCAAGCCAAUCGACCAACUGAUGACCUCAUCCCCUUGCCAGGACUCGAUCCUUUUGCUCCGGAUCAAGGCUCUGAAGCCCCACUGGAGCCCAUGGUUGAUCCCCCCAUUGACUACAACCGCGUGACCAUCAAGGAAGCAGCAUCAGAACCCGCACAGACUGAUGUUACAGAGACCGAGAUAAUCCAACCAGAGUCACCUCAGGAUGCAGUGGCACCAAAUCCAGAUCCAGAGCCGCAAAGUGUGGACCUGGUGACGAUAACGCUGGAUCAAAGUGAAGGGCUCAUAAGCAGAUCCAUUGCGCAGAGCGCAGAAAUAGGAGUAGAAGUAGACGCUUGGCUGCAAGAGCAUCCAGACGGGCAAAUCGUCAUUGUGAUCACCGCUGAGGAAACCAGCAAACCCACAUGGCCCCAGGAAGUGAAGGAGAUCUUCUCCAGCCACGAUCCAGAAAGCCCCACCUUGGUGCUAGUAGUCGAUUGGUCGAAAUAUGUCUUCAGCGACUACACCGUCACUGUAGAGUACAGCUUUGAAGUCGCCAGGCAACUCAAUGCGAUGAUUUUGCAGUUGCAAGUUCCACUAGAACGGCUUACUAUUCUGGCGUUUGGAACCAGCGCCCACAUCGCUGGAUACAUCGGCAAACUAACUGAGAGCAUGCAGGGCGCAACCGUCUACAGGAUCAUCGCCCUCAACCCCACCGGGCUCCUCUACACGGAUGUUGUGGACGUGGAGCAUCGCCUGAGCAGAUCGGAUGCUUCAACGGUUCUGGUCAUUCAUACGGAAACUGUUCAAAUCGGUUAUGGUCAACCCAUUGGGACCAUUGACGUCUAUGUAAAUCAGCCGGAAAAUGGGCAAAUCUGGUGUGGAGGAGAUGCCCAGUGCUCGCAUGAAGCCGCCAUCGAGAUUUUCAUCCGCGCCUACCGACUGCGCCCAGUGCUGGUCACCAACGAUUUGACCAAUGAGCUGCUUUGGGGCUUCCCCCUCGAUGUUCCCAGUGGCGUCGCUGGCGUGUUCCACCUGCUGACCGAUGAACAGGGCGUUCCCCAGUCUUUGCCCCCAGAGUCCUGGCCAAUGGAAACCGUGGAAAACUAUCCAUCGGUGGAUAAAUCGCAAUUCCCCGGGCGCAAUGUCGCCAACAUGAUACUGAUGGGGCAAAGAACCGAUGGGUCUGAGAUAACGCUGGCAGUCGACCAACCCGAUCCCAACCUGGGGGAGUUUUUGCUUGCAAACCCUUUGGGGGAGGUUUUCGUUAUUCUGACCGAACAGCCCCGUGGCCAAUGGGCGGAGCCCAUGAAGCAGGCCCUGCUAGGCGCCCCCGGCCCGAAGUACGUGCUCAUUGUUGAUUGGUCGCCCCAUGUGUAUCCCUCCUAUGUCUUCACUGUGAAUGCCUUCUCCCACUUGGUGGCUGAGACCGUCUACGGUUUCCUGAAAAUUAACAACGUUCCUCUGGGACUGACGGAGAUGAUUGGCUUCUCCACCAGCGCCCAUGUGGCUGGAAUGGUCGGGGCGCUGGCAGCAGCCGAUGGCCAGGAGCUGAGCAGGAUAACUGGCUUGGAUCCAGAGGCCCGCAUGUGGGAGAACUCGCCGCAAGCGCAGCUCUCCCAGCUCCAGGCCACCAUAGUCCAGGUCAUCCACACAAACACCCGAAGCUUGGGCAUCCUGCAACCGCUAGGACAUUACGAUAUCUACAUGUUCGGCGGCGCUGAGCAGCCCGAUUGCAUCCAGACCGACAAUGUGGAUAGCUGCUCCCACUUGAAGGCCGUUGAGUACUACCUGGCGUCCAUCUCCAGCCAAGUGCUGGCAUAUGAGGGAGAACUCCAAGGGCCCCAAGCCGUCCGAACUGGCGACUCCAACGUAGUGGUUGGCUUCAACUUGCUGCCGUCCUCCACCCAGAGCUCGCGGGUUUAUGUGGUUGAUCAACUCCUGCCGAUUAAUCAAGCCCCUCUGGAAAUCGCCGAUCUUCCCAUGGUGGCCAACAAUUGGCCCCCAGUUCAACUAGUGGAGGCCAUAUCUGGUAUUGUACUUCACAUCCAGCAGGUUCAAGGGGCUGCAGCCCAGGUUACCACGAUUUACUUCAGCCGAAGACAUCCGCAGCUGGUGGGGCUGUUGAGGAAACUGCUCAACUUGAGCGCGCCGACUCCCACCUACCUCAUAGUGGAUGGGGAGUAUUUGAACGAUGAUGAUUGGAGCCUGGCGCUAGCGGACAAGAUCCUCAAAACAACCGGGGAUCAAGCAGUGCUAAUGAGGCUGGACUGGAGCAUGUACAAGGCCCAAACCUAUGCUGCUUCCGCCAGUUAUUCCCGAGCAAUUGGCAGCUUCGCUGCCCAGUUUCUGCUGGAAGUGGGCCUUCUGCCAUCCAACCUGCAUAUAAUUGGGUUCUCCAUUGGCGCCCACAUUGCUGGGUUCAUCGGCAAGCAGCUUCAAGGCGAGAAUGGAGGCAACCAAGUGGCUAGAAUCAGCGCUCUGGAUCCGGCCAGGCCCAUGUUCGAGCACCCGGAAGUGGCUGAGCAAUCCAGGCUGGCGGCUCUCGAUGCUCAGCACGUCGACGUGUAUCACAGCAACAUCCUGGUGCAUGGAUUCACCGCCCCCAUUGGGUCCAUUGACUACUACAUCAAUGGAGGCUUGGUGCAGCCUGGAUGCAGUGGUGGAGACCAUCUUUGCGCCCACUACAGAGCCGUGCAGCUCUUCAUCCUCUCCCUGGAUAUCCGGGACAUGGCCAUCGGAGUGAGGUACGAAGAGGUGGGCAAGCUGGUGUUUGUGGCCGAUGCAACGUUCGCGGACUUUGGGUUCUUCUUCGAAAACGGCCAGCCAGGCGUUUACUAUCUAAAAACGGAGCUGACGGAGCCCUACCUUAAGCCGGCGGAGCGAAUUGCUGCGCAGACUGCCAAUGAGAUUGUGGCUCCUGAGGCGGGCGGCGUCGAUUUGCAGGCAGACACCGGCGAUCGCGCGCCUGCUGGAUAUAUCGAUGUCUAUCAGAUCAAUGUCCCGACCGCAGUUGAAACGUUCACCGAAAUCAUACAAAUCCAGGGGGAGCCACAGCAGACAGUAAACACUUACACUUUGCGCAGCAACUUCAACAGUUCGCGCAGCGCUUAGAGCCUAUGAAAGUUUUAAUGCAAGCGCCAAUAAACAGCUAUUAGGAA
Dendroctonus ponderosae (mountain pine beetle) is the source of this 4034-nucleotide messenger RNA. RefSeq lists its product as uncharacterized. Lineage: Eukaryota; Metazoa; Arthropoda; Insecta; Coleoptera; Curculionidae. Gene Ontology annotation, molecular function: lipase activity. The record is from RefSeq and is a predicted model, not a curated record. The transcript is spliced from 32 exons. Bases 88 to 3987 code for a protein of 1299 amino acids.